Molecule: messenger RNA, 963 nt
Organism: Aphanomyces astaci
Lineage: Eukaryota; Oomycota; Saprolegniomycetes; Saprolegniales; Verrucalvaceae
Exons: 2
Coding region: 12-908 (298 amino acids)
Cellular component (GO): endosome
Molecular function (GO): GTPase activity; GTP binding
Source: RefSeq, a predicted model, not a curated record
GAAGAAUCAUCAUGUCGGAAGAGAGUCGCCCGCCGUUGUCCAGUGGCACAGACACAGGAAGCACUGCCAGCAACCCCGAGUCCGAGCAGGAGUACAUCCUCAAGGUCGUGCUCAUCGGGGACUCGGGCGUGGGCAAGUCCAACUUGGUGCAGCGCUUCACCAAGAACAAGUACAACGAAGCGAGCACUCAAACGAUCGGGUUUGAGUUCGCUGCCAAGACAAUUCGUGUGGGGGACCGUCGGAUCAAGGCGCAGAUCUGGGACACCGCUGGCCAAGAGCGCUUCCAGUCGCUGACGGCCGCGUAUUACCGCAAUGCCGUCGGGGCGUUGGUGGUGUACGACAUCACCGAUCGCCAUUCGUUCGAACAUGUGACCCACUGGCUCGAGCAGAUCCGAGAACACGCACACGAGAACGUCGUGCUCAUCCUCGUAGGCAACAAGUGCGACCUCGCCCACGUUCCCAACACGCGCCAAGUGUCGACGCUUGAAGCGGCGCGGUUCGCCGAGACGCACCACAUGGAGUUCGUGGAAGCGUCGGCCCUGGACUCAACCAAUGUCGUGGAAGCAUUUAAGCGCAUCAUCGUGCCGGUCGGUCGGCUUCUCACGCCCCCGUCGACGUCUUCUGCGACGGGCCAAACGCCGCGCCUGCCGCCAGGAUGGCGCCGCGUGCUGUCGCGGACUCGGCCUGGGGAGUACUCGUACGAGAACCAGUACACCAAGGAGCGGCUGGCAUUCGCGCCCCAAGACCCUGCGAAACCGUCGCAAUACAGCUUUGAAGCUGGCCACGGGAUCUACGGGAGCGUGGGGGCCACCGUGACCAAGGAAACCCUCGAAAGACAGCACCAAAAGGCGUUCCAGGCGCAAAACCCCGCGUCAUCCAACUGUUGUGGGCUCUGUACGAUCCUCUAACUUAUAAUCACCAUCCGGUACUAUGUUUUGGAGGUUCUCUCUCCGAAAUACGCAA